This is a messenger RNA of Hypanus sabinus (Atlantic stingray), 2254 nucleotides long. RefSeq lists its product as uncharacterized. NCBI's taxonomy places the organism in Eukaryota, Metazoa, Chordata, Chondrichthyes, Myliobatiformes, Dasyatidae. The coding region runs from base 249 to 2069 and encodes 606 amino acids. The transcript has 2 exons. The record is from RefSeq and is a predicted model, not a curated record.
GCGAGGGUGGGGGCUUACCACAAGGCUCACCUGAGCAGAAGUUGUUUUGCAGGCAUGAGAAAUCACAGUGAGAGCAACGCUUUUUCACCAUAUGUUAAUGUGAAGAGUGAACAGUAAAUGGUUAAUCUUACUGCGAUCUGGUUCUUAUUAACUGUGGUUUAUCCGGACGUUAAAUUCGGCGUUUCGUUACACCCGAAGGAGAACGUGACAGUGAAAAAGCGGCAUUAUCAGGUGUUUCAAGUGCUGCAAUGUCAGCUCAAUCCAGCAUCAAGUCGACGCCGCUCAGCGACAAGGGCAGUAAACCGACAUCAAGUAAGCCCACCCGGGCGUUAUCAGGUGUUCCAAGUGCUGCAAUGUCAGCUCGAUCCGGGAUCAAGUCGAUGGCGCCCAGCGACAAGGGCAGUAGAACGACAUCAAGUAAGUCCGCACAGGCAAGAGCCAAGGCAGAAGCCGCCAAGGUGCGACUGCAUUACGCCAGACAAGAAGCAGUUUUGAAAAUGAAACUGGCCACCAGAGAAGCCGAAAUCCAGAAAGAAGAGGCUGCCAGAGAAGCCGAAAUCCAGAAAGAAAGGGCCGCCAGACAAAGAGAAGAGGCUGCCAGAGAAGCCGAAAUCCAAAGAGAAGAGGCUGCCAGAGAAGCCGAAAUCCAGAAAGAAAGGGCCGCCAGACAAAGAGAAGAGGCUGCCAGAGAAGCCGAAAUCCAAAGAGAAGAGGCUGCCAGAGAAGCCGAAAUCCAGAAAGAAAGGGCCGCCAGAGAAGCCGAAAUCCAGAAAGAAAGGGCCGCCCGAGAAGCCGAAAUCCAGUUGGAAAUGGCAAAAAUAUCGACAGAGUUGCAAGUGCUGCAGCUAGAAAGAGAAGAAGCUGCUGCCAUGGCGGAAGCAAAGUACAUAGAAGAAGCUGAAGGGUCGCGUGAUCUGACCGCAGCAAGAUCUACUUUAGAAAGGACCAGACUGGAACGCACAAGCGACUAUGUACAAUCUCAAAUAGACAGGCAGGCUCGUCUCCCCUCUCCAUACGUAUUCGAUAACUUCCCCAGCUACGAGGAACCUCAGAGAGUCACGAUUGCAUCACAUCCAUACGAGGAAGGAAAUUUACCCUCACGGCUCCGUGAUGAAGUCAAGAAUGAAAGAACCGACAACGCUCCUUCACCCCCACAACAGGACGGCGGGGAGGGAGAGGUUCACUCCAGGACAACAAUUGUCAGCUCGAACUGUACAGAAGUUUGCGGUCAAACUCAGUCAAGCCGUUCUUGUUCCGAGAUCUGCCUCACUGAGGUGUACCCUAAAGAAGCACAACAAGACAUUACCAAGCGUAAAGUAACCGACGAGACGCUAGGUCAGUCAGUUUUCGUUCAAACCGAGCACGGAAACAAACUUGCACAAUCAGCUCAAGAUACCAUUUCUUUAAAAACCAAAGACACCAAGGUCUUCAGAGAUGAAGCAAAUAAUGGGGUUGCCCCAUUGCCAAUCAGAGAACCACGCCAGCGCUCACCAGAUAACAAAGAGCAGGCAGUCAAACGGUUCACGUCCUUACGGAAAACCUGGAAAAGGAAACCUGAGAUACAGCAACGCACCCGAUUGGCCCACGAGGUACUGUGCACCCUAAUGGCAGAGGUCACAGCCAUUAUAAACGCACAAUCAUUCCUACCUGUGUCUUCUGACCCAGAAAACCCCUUUAUACUUUCGCCAUCAACGCUCCUUACGCAGAAGGCAGGAGCACCUCCUCCACCAGGAGACUUCUCAGACAAGGAUUUGUACACAAAGCAAUGGAGACAAGUCCAGGCUCUGGCAAAUCAGUUCUGGCCUCGCUGGAGACAAAAAUAUCUACCUUUGUUGCAACAGAGACAAAAGUGGACAGAACCCCGAAGGAAUCUUCAAGUUGAAGACUUAGUCCUGCUCAGGGACAAGCAAGUCGCUCGCAACAGCUGGCCAACGGCCAGAAUCACUGCUACAUUCCCUAGCGAGGAUGGACAUGUCAGGAAGAUCGAAUUGAAGACUACCGACCAAGGCGAUGUAAAAAUUUACCAAGGGCCAGUUACAGAAGUUAUUCUACUUCUACCCAAUGACUGAUUAAAAGACUAAGUUCUGUACUCUGCUCAUUGUGACCUUACGAAGGUCAAGCGGGGAGUGUGCUGUCUUUACGACAGUUAUUUAGUUUAUAAUAUUUUCGCUUAGUAAUUCAUUCAAUAGUAUUUUCUAGUUAGAAUUAGAAGUGUUUAAAGUGUAUUCAUUGCAUGUAAAAUAUAUCGGCAUGC